AUGGCGCACAAUUCUCCCUCCCCGCAGCCCGAUCUCAAUCGGAACAGGCUCCCUACUCUCUUCGAGGUCCUCAGCAGAAGGACUUUAGCGCCUGUCGAUCUAUUUUUCUACUACAUAUACAUGCGCGAUCAACAACGAUCAGUGGACUAUCUGGAUUUCUGGCUCGAUGUUGCUCAACACAUGUCAAUCUGCCGCCAUUAUGUGCGCGAACUCCGCCGUUCUGUUAUGAUAGGGACUCCGGACGGUGACAAGUCAGGUUCCAAGCGGUCAUCCGCACUACUCGAGGGUCUAGGUGACAUGCAUCAUCCAGCUGGAGGACCGUCGAUGUUGUCAAGUGAGAAGGAAAAGAAUCAAGAUGCCCAGAUGUCAGCCUACUUGAGAGAAGAAGCUGCCAAUGGAGGAAAUUUGGGCCACUCUCCCGCUGGAAGUGUUGGAUCAAAUAUUCGUCACACAGAAUCCAACGACAGACCCAGGCCGAGUUUCAUGAGCAGUCCGCAAGUACUCACAUCUGACUCUAAUUCUCCAGAGCAUACCGUUGCAAGAGCAGACAUCCGGUCGUCCGCUGAGAAGAUUCUCUAUACUUUCCUCCUUCCGGGCGCCGAGCGCGAAAUCAUUCUCCCAGAUUCCAUCACCCAUGAAAUAAUUGUCUCCAUCGAAGAGCGAGGUCGAGAUGACCCAGAAGUUUUUGACGCUGCCAAGGAUUAUGUUUUCCAAGCCAUGGAACGUGACGCUUUCCCUGGUUUCCUGCGAGCAAAAGCACUCGGUAAUCUCGUGCCGCCUUCCUUGAUGAUGAGAUUGAUCAUUGGCCUGCUUGCCAUGUUUGGUGGGUUCUGGGCUGCGUUCGUUCUCAUUUUCCUCAAUAUGAGCCGCCAAACCAGGAUAUGGCUCAUUCUUCCCUUCACAAUUGGUGUUUAUGCUCUUUGUUCUCACCAAUACGCCAUUGAUCCCAUCCUUGCGCUCGCCGGUUACAGCGAGUACACGUUUAUGAGCUUUUCACGCAUCCGCGAACCAUAUGUUCGCAAACUGCUGAAUAAGCGCGCGAUCAUGGUUCUGACCGUCUCGACCUUCAUCACCGCCUGCCUGGUUGUGCUUUUCAUUUUUGUUCCCGGAAAGAGGCUGUAA
Messenger RNA from Cadophora gregata, 1122 nucleotides. RefSeq names its product Bud site selection protein, Revert to axial protein 1 (gene RAX1). Bases 1 to 1122 code for a protein of 373 amino acids. Gene Ontology annotation, cellular component: plasma membrane. The transcript is spliced from 3 exons. The record is from RefSeq and is a predicted model, not a curated record. NCBI's taxonomy places the organism in Eukaryota, Fungi, Ascomycota, Leotiomycetes, Helotiales, Ploettnerulaceae. Gene Ontology annotation, biological process: intracellular protein localization.